UCUAAAACCAAAUCAAUCCUUCUUUAAUUUACUUAUUCUUAGUAUAACGUUCACACCUUUUCUUACACAUUUACAACUAUAUAUGGAGUCGUCACGGAGCCUCGAGCACGUGCUCUCCAUGCAAGGUGGCGAGGAUGACGCGAGCUACGUCAAAAACUGUUACGGUCCAGCGGCACGUUUAGCCUUGAGCAAACCAAUGCUGACGACAGCCAUCAACUCCAUAAAGCUCACCGAAGGUUGCUCCUCUCACCUGAAAAUAGCCGAUUUAGGUUGCGCAAUCGGAGACAACACGUUUUCCACGGUGGAAACGGUGGUUGAGGUGUUAGGGAAGAAGCUAGCCGUGAUUGACGGUGGAACCGAGCCGGAGAUGGAGUUCGAGGUCUUCUUCUCUGACUUGUCUUCCAACGAUUUCAACGCGUUGUUUCGGUCGUUGGAUGAGAAAGUGAACGGUUCGAGCCGAAAGUACUUCGCGGCUGGCGUUCCCGGCUCGUUCUAUAAGCGUCUGUUUCCGAAAGGAGAGCUCCAUGUCGUUGUGACUAUGUCUGCUUUACAAUGGCUCUCUCAGGUACCUGAAAAAGUGAUGGAGAAAGGAUCGAAGUCAUGGAACAAGGGAGGGGUGUGGAUUGAAGGAGCAGAAAAAGAAGUCGUGGAGGCAUACGCGGAGCAAGCAGACAAGGACUUAGUCGAGUUCUUGAAAUGUCGCAAAGAGGAGAUUGUGGUAGGAGGAGUGUUGUUUAUGCUGAUGGGUGGUCGACCUUCUGGCUCCGUGAACCAAAUCGGUGAUCCUGAUUCGAGUCUCAAACACCCUUUCACAACUUUGAUGGAUCAAGCUUGGCAAGAUCUAGUAGAUGAGGGUUUAAUAGAAGAGGAGAAGAGAGAUGGUUUCAACAUUCCGGUGUACUUUAGAACCACCGAAGAGAUUGCGGCGGCGAUUGAUCGUUGUGGUGGUUUUAAGAUAGAGAAAACGGAGAAUCUGAUAAUAGCUGACCACAUGAAUGGUAAGCAGGAAGAGUUGAUGAAAGAUCCGGAUUCGUACGGUCGAGAUAGGGCUAACUAUGCUCAAGCCGGUUUAAAGCCGAUCGUUCAGGCCUAUCUUGGUCCUGACCUAACUCAUAAGCUCUUCAAACGGUACGCAGUUAGAGCAGCUGCCGACAAAGAAAUUCUCAACAACUGUUUCUAUCAUAUGAUCGCUGUUUCAGCGGUUAGGGUUUAAUGUUAUCGAUAUAUGUACAUAACAUGCGUAGUAUUAUAAAAAGUAUUUCGACGACGAAAUGGUUUGAUGCAUGGUAAAAUAAGUAAUUAUCAUUUAUCA
Messenger RNA from Arabidopsis thaliana (thale cress), 1312 nucleotides. RefSeq names its product S-adenosyl-L-methionine-dependent methyltransferases superfamily protein (gene GAMT1). The transcript is spliced from 3 exons. NCBI's taxonomy places the organism in Eukaryota, Viridiplantae, Streptophyta, Magnoliopsida, Brassicales, Brassicaceae. Gene Ontology annotation, molecular function: methyltransferase activity; gibberellin A9 carboxyl methyltransferase activity. The record is from RefSeq and is marked reviewed. The coding region runs from base 83 to 1213 and encodes 376 amino acids.